Molecule: messenger RNA, 1137 nt
Organism: Lolium rigidum
Lineage: Eukaryota; Viridiplantae; Streptophyta; Magnoliopsida; Poales; Poaceae
Product: polyadenylate-binding protein RBP47C'-like
Exons: 5
Coding region: 16-1119 (367 amino acids)
Cellular component (GO): cytosol
Molecular function (GO): mRNA binding
Source: RefSeq, a predicted model, not a curated record
GCGACGACGGCGACGAUGCAGAUGGCGGCGGCGACGACCGAUGCUCCGGCGGCAGCUGUGGCGCACCCACAUCCCCACGCCCACGGACCACCGGUGCCGCACGGCCACGGCCACCCGCACCCACACCACCACAUGCCGCAGCCGCGGUGGGUCGUCCUGCCCUACCCCCCGCCGCCGCCGAUGGUGGCCGCGCCCCCGCCUCCCCCGCCGCAGUACGUCAAGCAUUUCGCGCCGCCGGCCUCGGUCACUCCGCCCCCGCCAUCGGCCGGAUCCGGCGGGAACGGGGGUGACGAGAACCGGACGAUCUGGGUCGGCGACCUCCAGUACUGGAUGGACGAGAACUACCUCCACAGCUGCUUCGGCCCGAGCGGCGAGGUGGUCACAAUUAAAGUUAUCCGCAAUAGGCAUUCUGGAGUUUCUGAGGGUUAUGGUUUUGUAGAGUUCUGUUCCCAUGCAUCAGCAGAGAAAGCACUUCAGAAUUUUGCCGGUCAUGUAAUGCCUAAUACUGACCGAGCUUUUAAGUUAAAUUGGGCAUCAUAUAGUGUGGGAGAAAAACGAUCCGAACUUGCUUCUGAUCACUCAAUUUUUGUUGGUGAUCUAGCUGUUGAUGUUACCGAUGAAAUGUUGAUGGAACUUUUUGCUAACAAAUAUCGAUCUGUGAAAGGAGCUAAAGUUAUUAUUGAUGCAAACACGGGCCGUUCUAGGGGAUACGGGUUUGUUAGGUUUGGAGAUGAUAAUGACAAAACUCAUGCCAUGACUGAAAUGAAUGGUGUAUAUUGCUCCACUCGGCCAAUUCGCAUAGGACCUGCGACUCCUAGAAGAACUACAGGUGAUUCUGGUUCCUCUCCACCAAGGCAAUCAGAUGGGGACUCGACUAACAAGACAGUAUAUGUUGGUGGGCUUGACCCCAAUGUCAGUGAAGAUGAACUAAGGAAAGCAUUUGCAAAGUAUGGCGAUGUUGCCUCUGUCAAAAUUCCUGUUGGGAAACAGUGCGGCUUUGUUCAAUUUGUCAACAGAGCUGAUGCAGAAGAAGCACUACAAGGGUUGAGUGGAUCAACAAUUGGGAAACAGGCAGUUCGUCUUUCUUGGGGACGCAGUCCAGCAAGCAAACAGGUUUGAACUUGUCUAGACUGUAAU